Molecule: messenger RNA, 1395 nt
Organism: Aspergillus pseudoviridinutans
Lineage: Eukaryota; Fungi; Ascomycota; Eurotiomycetes; Eurotiales; Aspergillaceae
Exons: 2
Coding region: 1-1395 (464 amino acids)
Biological process (GO): amino acid activation for nonribosomal peptide biosynthetic process; secondary metabolite biosynthetic process
Cellular component (GO): cytoplasm
Molecular function (GO): phosphopantetheine binding; catalytic activity
Source: RefSeq, a predicted model, not a curated record
AUGCAGUUUGUUCAAGCAGCUCGGGAAAAUGGAUUGGCCGUGGUGGUCAGCGACUGUUUCCUUCACCCAUGCCUAGCUGAUCUGGCCCGGGUGGUCGAUGAGAAGAGGGACCAGCAGUUCCAAAGCACAGAGAGAGUGUCUGCGGAUAACACCAAAUGUCUCUUAUUGGAUUCCGGCAAACUGGCGCGGAUGGGGCUACCGAACGCAACUUUGAUUGAGGCUUACCCAGUCACGGAUUUUCAGAAAUUUUACGUCUCUGCCCUCCACAACAAUACUCUGGAGAAAUGGGCAUACUGCUACAUGGACCUCCCCUCUACUCUGGACAUUACAGUCAUCGUCGAGAGCUGCCGCCGAGUAUGGGCGCACCUAGAUAUUCUACGAGUGGUCUUUAUAGAUCUUGAAGAUGGUCCCGUCCAAGCUUUGUUCAGCCAUCUCCAACCAACAAUCAUCAUCCACGAAAUUCCAGGCGACCUGUCGGAGGGUUCCGAGAAGAUUUACCGAUUCGAUGGAAUCAGCUUGGCUACUAUUGCCUCCACCUUUGCCUCAUUCUGUGAUGCGCAAGAACCGGCCCCCAACCCCAGUUUCUCGAGCUAUAUGUCUUAUUUGUCGGACUCUCGUGGGCAAACAUACCCAUACUGGAGCUCUCUCCUCUUCGGCUCCCAGCCAACCCGCUUCUCCACCGACACCGACAGGACGAGAGUCGAUGUUGAUGCACCCUUGGAGUCCAAUGACACCCAGCCCAGCGAAGCAAUUAUCCUCAAGAAGAGACUUCCCGCACCGCCACGUCACGCGGAGUACACCCCGGCGACGAUUUUCACAACCCUGCGCGCCUGCGCAAUAGCCCGACUCACCAAUUCCAUUGACAUAGUCUUCGGCUAUCUAACCACCGGCCGAGCAUGUCUCCCUCCACACCUCCAAUCCAUGGCAGGUCCCUGUCUCAACAUCGUCCCGCUACGCAUCCAUAUGCCCCUCCAAGAAGAACCAGAAGCUGGCGAAGUCAUUUCCGCCACCAACACCAAAUCAUUCAACCAAGCGCUAUGCAACGCCCAACGACAGCGCCUACGAGGCUACGAAACCGACUCUGACCAACUGAGCGACAUCAUCACAAACUGCACAACCUGGGCACGAGACGGUGACAAAGAGUUUCACUUCGACUUUGGUGUUCAUUUCCUCAAUAUCGAGGACAAGCUGGAGACAAAAAUUGCGGGGGAGGGUGUCCGUAUUGUACCAUAUACCCCGGUUCCCGCGAUUACAUUUCCCACACUAAUUUUGGCUGCGAAACCAUCUGGCGAGGGCGAGUGGGAAGUUGAGGUGAGGGGCGGUGCGGCGUUUUAUUCUAGGAGGGAUAUAGAGAGGGUGAUGGAGGCGGUGCAGAGGAUGAUUGAGAAUUAUUAG